This is a messenger RNA of Phycomyces blakesleeanus NRRL 1555(-), 4483 nucleotides long. RefSeq lists its product as hypothetical. Gene Ontology annotation, cellular component: intracellular anatomical structure. NCBI's taxonomy places the organism in Eukaryota, Fungi, Mucoromycota, Mucoromycetes, Mucorales, Phycomycetaceae. The transcript is spliced from 21 exons. Bases 1 to 4359 code for a protein of 1452 amino acids. The record is from RefSeq and is a predicted model, not a curated record. Gene Ontology annotation, molecular function: ATP binding; RNA binding.
AUGGCAAAAAAGAGUAAAAAAAUAGUCUCCAACAGAGGGUUCGCUACAGUGUCAGCACCUUCCAAAAAGACAAUUCCAGAAAAGAAUGUCAAUCAACCAGAACCAGAACCUGAACCAGAACAGCAAAAACGAGAAGAACCACCAAAAACAGAACCACCAGAAUCAUUAGAUCCUCAGCCUCAUCACGAUCCAACAAACCAACUGAUCGAUUCUAAUCUCAACGAACGAAAGGCACUCAGAAUCCUCGAUCGCAUCUCAGUUGCAGAUCAAGAACCAUUCGAACAGAACUUUGGUUUCGGAAUCCCAGCAACCAUUGAACAUGAAUUAUUAAAGACAAGUCAACGCGACAAAGCUACAUUUGGUCGUUGCGGAUCUCAUCCGAACGAUGCAAAAAUGAUUGGACAAUUGGAUGUCUUGUAUCGUGUCCUACAAAAGCUGAGCUUUGAUGUGACUGACAUUGAACGAUCAUUUGAAGCAACUUUCGCAUUGACCAUUGAAGAGCAUCUGGAUUGGUUGUGUGUCAAUGUACCUUAUGAACGUAUGCCACUCGGAUUCUUUGACAAGUACUUUAAUGAACAAGAUACUGCCAUUUCUGUUGGCUAUCGAAAGACAAAAGAGUCAUCCGAUUCAACCAAAUCAACCGAAUCGACCGAAUCAAUACGUCAGGUUGAAUCCAACCCAGAACAUGAAGAGGAACAAUCGAUCAAUGAGAAAUACGCCACAUUGAUGGUCGAGCUAUCCAGUCUUGAAAAACAAAUCCCUGACAAGAAAUCAAAAAAGAAAAAAGGCAACAACAAAAGGUCCUCGGACGAACAGCAACAAGAGCUGUCCGAGUACGAAAUCCAGAACAUCAAACGAAAGAUCUCAAAUAUCCAACAGUCUCUCAAACACCUUGAAACCGAUUGGGAAUUCGACAAGCAAAAGGCAAACGAAUUGUUUAUCGAUCAUAUGAAAAAAGCACACAAACCAAACGAACCUACAGUCGAACCAACCAGUGUUCCUGAAUCCACAAAAGACUUGGAUAAAGAAACAUCCUUGAAGGAUGACAAUAGUAAAAAUAUUAAUGACGACCAUAAUGACAAUGAUGACGAUUAUGAUGAUGAUACUAUGUUUGGUGGAAUGAUGGAAGACAUGGAAAACAUGGAAAACGCCAGUCCUGGUCCAUCAGCCGUAACAACCUCUGUCAAAUGGGAAAUCUUAGAUCUAAGUUGUCCAAAAUGGAAAGGAAAGAUGCCAAAGGAUCUACUCCAUGACUAUGAGAAAAAACUCUCUUUCGGAAAACAAUCGUACUCUUCUAAAACAGAAGGCGCAGGUCUCUGGCGCUCAACGGUAACCAUCUCACCAAAGAAAUCAUCUGGAGAGACCACAAAAUUCGAACUCCCACCAGGACUCGGUGCAUCUAACAAGCAAGAAGCCGAGCAAUUAGUAGCCACUGCUGCGUUAUUCAAAUUGGACCCUGAAGCUUCUAUUUUCCAAGUAAUGCCACUUCCUUAUAAGGACAGAUGGUUAGUCUGGAAAGAAGAAAAGAGAUUAGAAGAAGAGAAACCAAAGUUGGAAGCAGCCAAGAAACGAUUAGAUUUUCUUACAAAUCUCUUGGAUCAAUCUCAAAAUAACAAGGAUAUUAUUUCCAAUGGGCCAGUCGGGAGUGAAGAAAAGAUCGACAAGAGCAUCUCUGAUAAUUAUACCCCAAAAGAUACCUCUCCCAAACGUCGUGUAUUUAGCAAAGUCCAGCAUUCUUUUGAGAAGCGCCUAAAGACCAAUGCCUACGCCAACAUGAAAAGAAAACGAAGUGAAUUGCCUAUUGCUGCAUAUAGAGAAGACAUCCUUCAGUUGGUACAAGACAACCAGGUUAUUAUCAUUUCAGGUGAAACUGGAUGUGGCAAGAGUACUCAGGUACCUCAAUUCCUUGCCGAAAGUUUACUUCAAGACUUUACACGCUUUGGAUCCGUAGUUUGUACACAGCCCCGUAGAAUUUCGGCAAUGUCCAUCGCACACCGUGUUUCUGUAGAAAUGGGUGAUCGACCAAGAGCAACAGGUACUCCUGAAGCCAUGGUUGGUUACCAGAUUCGUUUGGAGAGUAAAGUCUCACCUGAAAACGUGCUUGUAUUCUGCACCACGGGUAUUUUAUUACGUCGAUUGGAAAGUGACAAGAACCUUGAAGGCGUUACGCAUGUGAUUGUUGAUGAAGUACACGAGCGGACCAUCGAAAGUGAUUUCUUGCUAAUCAUCUUACGCCGUUUGUGCCACGCUCGCCCUGACCUUAGAGUUAUUCUGAUGAGUGCCACUGUUGAAGCCAAUCGUUUUUCUUCUUAUUUUGGUCAUUGUCCGGUUGUGUCUGUCCCAGGAAGAACAUUCCCUGUUCAUGUAAGAUAUCUUGAAGAUGUAAUUGAAUCCACAGGUUAUGUAUUGGAAGCAGAUUCACAUUAUGCUCUUCGAAGCACAAGAGUACGACAAGAUCAGGGAAGUGUAGCCGUGUCAGGAAAACAUGGAAACUCUCAGCGUGUACGUAUCGAAUGGUACGAGGAUUCAGACGAUGAUGAUCCAUAUGAUCCUACUCGCGUCGAGUCCAAGCUUAAUGUAAUCUCGAAUCCAAACGAAAUCGAAGACGGAACCGAAACCGAAAAUGAAGGAGCAGGAGCAGAGGGCGAUAGACUCGGACAACCAAAAAUCAAAUACUCUAAACAGACAGCAAAGAUGAUGCGUAGAAUGGACGAAAGCAAGAUCAACUAUGACAUUAUGGUUGAGCUACUAGAAUACAUCUGUAUCGAAUCUCACGCGAAUAGUAACAGCGAGGUGCCUAGUACAGGUGCAAUUCUUGUCUUCCUUCCCGGUAUGCCCGAAAUCCGCAAGGUGUACGAUCUGGUCUCAAGUCACAGUCAGCUGGGAGAUCCCCAGAAAUUCUUGCUGAUUGCCUUGCACUCUGCCCUGUCUUCGGAACACCAAGAGCGUGCAUUUGACAUCCCUCCUGAUGGCAUCCGAAAGAUCGUUCUCUCAACAAAUAUUGCCGAAACAGGUGUGACCAUCAGUGAUGUAACCGUAGUAGUAGACACUGGCAUGGCCAAAGUAAAAAAGAUCACCAGAUUGCGACAGACCUUUGUGGCCAAAGCAAAUGCACGCCAAAGACGCGGAAGAGCAGGUCGUGUUCAAGAAGGCAUAUGUUUCCACAUGUUUUCUCAGCACAGAUAUGAGCUUAUGGCAAAUUAUGAAACCCCUGAGAUCCUUAGGCUACCUUUAGAAGAACUCUGUUUGAGAAUCAAGGUGUGCGGGCUUGGUUCUAUUCGUGAUGUGCUUGAUUCGGCACUUGAUGCACCUUCAAAGACUAUGAUCGAUAACGCUGUUCAAACCCUGCAAGAUGUUCAAGCAUUAUCUGUGGAUGGUGUAGAAACACUGACGCCUUUGGGCGUUCAUCUUUCAAAUCUACCUGUUGACGUGCAUGUUGGAAAGAUGAUUCUAUUUGGUGCCAUUUUCCAGUGCUUGGAUCCAGUGCUUACAAUUGCGGCCUCCCUGAGUUUCAAGAGUCCGUUUGUGCGUCCUUUUGGAAAGGAAAGUGAAGCAGAUACUGCCCGGAUGCGCUUCCAACAUGCUGAUUCUGACUUUUGGACAAUUUAUAUGGCGUACAAGGCUUGGCGUGCAAAACUACUGCAGGUUCAAGGAAAACCUGGUUGGAUUCGCCAGAUGCGUGAGUUCUGCAGCACUCACUUCCUUAGCCAGCAGAACCUGGAGAUGAUCGAAGACAUGAAGAGACAGUACCUUGGCCUAUUGAUCAGCAUCGGCUUUGUGGACCCAAAAAAGACCUCAAGCAACCCUCUUGACGAAAGCACCGGGUCGGAUUUUGACUUGAAGAAGUCUUUCAAACUAUGCCAGAUUCCGGCAGCCUACAAUACCUAUGCGGAUUCGAUUCCUGUCGUAAAUGCAGCCAUCGUGGCAGGCUUGUACCCUAAAGUAGCGGCCCGUGCACGCGACACGGGGCUAUUUAUGACCGAUAAGCUUGGAAUGCACACACAUCCGUCCUCAACUCUGUUUGGCCGCGAAAAGCAGCUCAAAUCGGAAUUCCUGGUUUAUAAUACGAUUGUCAUGAGCAACGAUAAAGUUUAUUUGUGGGAAGCUUCUUCGGUGGACUCGGUAGCCAUUAUGUUAUUUGCCACACGUAUGGAGAUCAAGCAUAAAUUAAGACAGGUUGUGUUGGAUAAUUGGAUUUACUUCAAAUGCUUUGCCAGAUCUGCAGUUUUGAUCAAAUUCUUAAGAAAUGAAUUGAAUAAUUUGUUGACAGCCAAGAUGGAUCAUCCUGAAAUUGACCUUACUGAUAUUGAUCGAGAUAUCAUGUCUGUCAUGGUAAAAACACUCGAAACAAGAGUAUAAAUAAUUGAAACAAAACAAAAUCGAAAAUGAAAAUAUGUUAUUAAAGUAUUAUUAAUAUAAUUAUUAUGAUUGUGCUUUAUAUAAGCAAAAAUACAAAAUAUAAACAGACAAGAUAGACGCAGAC